Messenger RNA from Prunus armeniaca (apricot), 1065 nucleotides. Lineage: Eukaryota; Viridiplantae; Streptophyta; Magnoliopsida; Rosales; Rosaceae. The record is from the annotation of a GenBank genome assembly.
AUGGAAAAUGACCAGACUCGCUCACAAGAGCCCGGCUGGGGAAAGCUUCGGCCAGGGCCAUUCACCGAACGCAUCAGGCAUUCCAGGCAGGACAAAGAUGUACAGCCUUUACGCAUACAGUUUUACACCGGGGCAGAAGAACCCUUAACACAUCUCCACUCCUUCCAGCCUCCCGUGGGAUGCAAAGGCCUCAGCGACGAACGGCAAUGCCUGUUAUUCCCAUCCUCCCUCAUGGAGGCAGCCUUAAAUUGGUUAUACCGUUUGGAGCCAGAGACGGUCGAUUCCUUCGACGAACUAAAACAGAUUUUUCUCAAUCACUUUAUGAUCCAGAAGGAUCGUCUGUAUUUUGCCAAUGCUCUGUACACCAUCCGGCAAAGAGAGAACGAGCCUUUAUGGGAAUACGAUGCACGUUUCAGUCAUGAAUACUCAAGGUGUCCGGAAACGGACUACAAGGUUGCCUACGGCGCCUUCAAGAGUGGCCUUCGGUCUUCACACUUUCGGUAUCUAACGCACAGUAGCAACUGGCGCACCUACGACCAACUGAUGAAACAGGCGGCAAUCCACGCCAAGGCUGAAUAUUUCAACUCAAAGUCCGGGCCUUCGGCUCGGCAGGAGGAACCAACAUUGAGGAGUUAUCCCGUGCAGGAAUCUUCGUAUGCCCCGACUAGAAGAAAUGAUGAAUCUUCUGCGAGGCACAAACGGAAGGACAAUCAUGAUGCUCAGCAAGGACACUCAAAGAAAGGAAAAGGCAAGUACGGUCACAAUGACCACCGAGCUCCCCUACCAAACCACGAUCGUGGUCAGGAAGUCUUCACUUUGCUAAAUACCACUUACGAGGUUGUCCUAAUGAACGAGCACGAAAUAAUACCGAAAUCGAAUCACCGAAAGCCCAAUCGGCAGGACGAUCAGGAUACCGGUAUAUUCUACCAGUACCAUCAGCACAAUAGCCAUAACAUAUGGGAAUGCAUAAGCACGAGGAAAAUCGUCGAACGAUUGAUUCAGGACGGAAAACUAGAUCAGUACAUUGCCAGACCAUUGCAAGCACCGGUCCUGAAUACGAACUGA